GCGGCCACAGCGAGCUCAGUUGCAACCAGCAGCGCCAACUGCCGCAAGGACACCGCCAACGCUCCAACAACAACCGCAACCUAUGCCCCAACCGGCACGAUGCCCACCUCGGACCGCAACGCCCGCCUCGUCGCUCUGGUCGACGCCGGCGACGCAGAAGGACUACGGGCCGCCCUCGCCGCCCUCUCCCCUGACGCCCGCGCCCAAUUCUUCAAAGGUUCCCUUCCCCUCCACCGCGCUGCCCAGGAAGGCCGGAGGGAGGCGGUGGAGGCGCUCCUCGCCGGGGGAGCUGACCCCGACGCCCGGGGGGAUUUUGGAUGGAGCCCCCUUCAUGAAGCUGCCUCUGGGGGUCAUCGUUCCGUCGUAGACGUCCUCCUGGCGGCGGGCGCUGACAUUACCGCCAGAAACAGCUACGGUUCCCGUCCCCUCCACUGCGCUGCCCAGGGAGGCCGGAGGGAGGCGGUGGAGGCGCUCCUCGCCGGGGGCGCUGACCCCGAAGCCCGGGAUGAUUAUGGUUGGUCGCCCCUCCACAGCGCUGCCCAGGAAGGCCGGAGGGAGGCGGUGGAGGCGCUCCUCGCCGGGGGCGCUGACCCCGACGCCCGGGAUGAUUAUGGUUGGUCGCCCCUCCACAGCGCUGCCCAGGAAGGCCGGAGGGAGGCGGUGGAGGCGCUCCUCGCCGGGGGCGCUGACCCCGACGCCCGGGAUGAUUAUGGUAAGGCGGAGGGAAGCCGAGGACGGCGGCAGUGUUUUGAUCAUUAUUUUUGUAGCUGUUGUUUUUAUUAUUAUUUCUGUUGUUGUUCUUUUUGUUGCAUUUGUUAUUGUUAUCAUUAUUAUUAUUAUCAUUUUCAUUAUUUUUUAACCAUUAUUAUCAUUACUAUUAUUAGCAUUGUUAGCUUUAUUAUUAUUGUUGUUUUUUGUUGUUUUUAUUAGUAGUAGCAUUUUAUCAUUAUUACUUUUUCAUUAUAAUUAUUUUCAUUAUAAUAAAAACAUUAUUUUUUUACCACUUUCAUAUAUUUGAAGCUGGUAUUAGUAUUCAUAGUUUCAUCUCUGAUAUGAAAGCGUUUUCUUAUUUUUUAUUAUAAAAUAUCAGUUGAUUUAUAUUCAAAUUAAUUACUAACUUUAAUAUAUAAAUGUUAUCAUCAUUGUUAUUCUCUUUUAUUAGUAUCACUAUCGUUGUCAUUGUUAUUAUUAGCAUCUAAGCUAUUAUUAUUAUUAUUAUAACUGUAGUUGUUGUUAGCAUUUUCUUCAUCAUUAUUAUGAUGAGAAGGAGGAAUUUUGUGGGUCUUACUAUAGAUUCUGUUCAUCAUUUAUAAUUGUUUGUUUGUUUUUAUCUUCAUUUUAUUUGGCGAUUUGUGGAACGAAACAUCUCGAGAAGAAAUGUCUCGAGAAAAUUGUCUAAUUGGCACCUCUCCUCACAAUGCAGCUCUAUUAGAGAGGAAAAAAGUGGUUUUCAUGGAAUUAUUUUGCGAAUUAAGGGCACCUUGUGACUGUUUCCUUCACAUCCGAUGGUGUUUAUGUGAAGAAGUGGUCUGAGCUUUUGAAUUCCGUGUUUAUGAACGUCAUGUUUCUGUCACUGAGAGCGCGGGUUUUUGGCGGGAGUUGCCAAUUAGUCAAUUUCCCAGAACCGAUUAAUGUGUGCGUGUGUGUCUGGAAAGAGGGAAAGUCUAGUCCAGUUUUUCUACUUCUUGACAGAGUUCCAUCACAAAAGGCAGUCAUUUCCAAGGCAAGAAAUGCACAUCGGCAAUUAUUAUGCGCCACAAUUGGAGGGGCCCUUCCUGUCCCUGCGUUUGCUUUCUUCUUCGUCCCUUUGUCUCUCUCCUCCUCCCUCCCUCUCGGUUACUACUCUCUCUCCUCUUCCUCCCUUCGUCUCCUCUCAUUUACCUCCAUUCCUGUCUUUCUCCAAAUCCUCCCUUGCUUCCUCUUUCUUCUAUCCCAUUCUUUCCCUAUCGACAUUUUCUCUCUCCUCUCUC
This is a messenger RNA of Penaeus indicus, 1970 nucleotides long. RefSeq names its product 26S proteasome non-ATPase regulatory subunit 10-like. Bases 100 to 930 code for a protein of 276 amino acids. The record is from RefSeq and is a predicted model, not a curated record. The transcript has 7 exons. Lineage: Eukaryota; Metazoa; Arthropoda; Malacostraca; Decapoda; Penaeidae. Gene Ontology annotation, molecular function: protein binding.